Messenger RNA from Trifolium pratense (red clover), 2124 nucleotides. RefSeq names its product ATP synthase subunit beta, mitochondrial. Gene Ontology annotation, molecular function: ATP binding; ATP hydrolysis activity; proton-transporting ATP synthase activity, rotational mechanism. NCBI's taxonomy places the organism in Eukaryota, Viridiplantae, Streptophyta, Magnoliopsida, Fabales, Fabaceae. The coding region runs from base 87 to 1757 and encodes 556 amino acids. Gene Ontology annotation, biological process: proton motive force-driven mitochondrial ATP synthesis; proton transmembrane transport. The transcript is spliced from 9 exons. The record is from RefSeq and is a predicted model, not a curated record.
UUGGUUUAGCAAUUUCUGCUAUAAAGUGCCACACUCUCUCAGUUCUGAAACCCUAACAUCUUCACUUCUCUCUCUCACAUUCGAAGAUGGCUUCACGCAGACUCGUAUCUUCUCUGAUUCGUUCUUCUCUUCGUAGAUCUUCAUCCAAACCCUCAAUUUCCGCCUCAACAUCGAGACUCACAUCUCAAUCCCGCGCUUCCCCCUAUGGUUACCUUUUGAAUCGUGUCGCCGAUUAUGCAACUGCCGCCGCGGCUGCUACAGCACCAUCUACUCCUCCGGCGAAGAAGGAGGUUCCCGGAGGUGGUAAAAUCACCGAUGAGUUUACUGGUAAAGGUUCGAUCGGACACGUUUGCCAAGUUAUUGGUGCCGUCGUUGACGUUAGAUUCGAGGAGGGUUUGCCUCCGAUCUUGACCGCUCUUGAGGUUUUGGAUCAUACUUCACGAUUGGUGUUGGAAGUUGCACAGCAUUUAGGUGAAGGUGUUGUAAGAACUAUUGCUAUGGAUGCCACUGAAGGAGUUGUUAGAGGAUGGCGCGUGCUCAACACUGGAUCUCCUAUCAGUGUUCCUGUUGGUAGGGCUACCCUUGGUCGUAUCAUGAAUGUUAUCGGAGAACCUAUUGAUGAAAAGGGCGAAUUCAAAACCGAGCACUAUUUGCCCAUUCACAGAGAAGCUCCUGCUUUUGUUGAGCAAGCAACUGAGCAAGAGAUCCUUGUUACCGGUAUCAAGGUUGUUGACCUGCUUGCACCAUACCAAAGGGGAGGAAAGAUCGGGUUGUUUGGUGGUGCCGGUGUAGGAAAGACUGUGCUUAUUAUGGAGCUUAUCAACAAUGUUGCUAAGGCUCAUGGUGGUUUCUCUGUGUUUGCUGGGGUUGGAGAACGAACCAGAGAGGGUAAUGACUUGUACAGAGAAAUGAUUGAGAGUGGGGUCAUUAAGUUGGGUGAUAAACAGAGUGAAAGCAAAUGUGCCCUUGUGUACGGUCAAAUGAAUGAGCCCCCUGGUGCUCGUGCCCGUGUUGGUCUUACUGGACUUACUGUUGCUGAACACUUCCGUGAUGCUGAAGGACAAGAUGUGCUUCUUUUCGUUGACAACAUUUUCCGCUUUACUCAAGCUAACUCAGAGGUGUCUGCCUUGCUUGGUCGUAUUCCAUCUGCUGUUGGUUACCAACCAACAUUGUCUACCGAUCUUGGAGGUCUUCAAGAGCGUAUUACAACCACCAAGAAGGGUUCAAUUACCUCUGUCCAAGCUAUCUAUGUGCCUGCCGAUGACUUGACAGAUCCUGCUCCGGCUACCACAUUUGCUCACUUGGAUGCUACAACAGUGUUGUCAAGACAGAUCUCUGAGCUUGGUAUCUAUCCUGCUGUGGAUCCAUUGGAUUCAACAUCUCGUAUGCUUUCUCCACUUAUUUUGGGUGAUGAGCACUACCAAACUGCUCGUGGUGUACAACAAGUUCUUCAAAAUUACAAGAAUCUUCAGGAUAUCAUUGCAAUUUUGGGAAUGGAUGAGCUCAGUGAAGAUGAUAAAUUGACUGUUGCACGUGCCCGUAAAAUUCAACGGUUCUUAAGCCAGCCUUUCCAUGUGGCUGAAGUUUUCACUGGUGCCCCAGGCAAAUAUGUUGAGUUGAAGGAGAACACUCAAAGUUUCCAGGGUGUGUUGGAUGGCAAAUACGAUGACCUUUCAGAACAGGCAUUUUAUAUGGUUGGUGGUAUUGAUGAAGUCAUUGCCAAGGCAGAGAAGAUUGCCAAGGAAUCAGCAACAUAAUCACACACCCAUCUCAUUUUGUUCUUUAUCUAUAAUUGCGAAAAUUUAAUAAUUUAGGAUCUCUUUCUUGGCAAUGCCAAACAACAAAAUUUUCCGUUUUGAAAUUUUAUAACUUGAAUGGUCAUUCCUUUCAUUUUGAGUGUUGUUGCCGACGGUGCGUUGUGUUAUUUAAUAAAUGGAAGAUGCAAGAGGAUGUACAUUUUUACUUGUUCAGAACGUUGGAUGCAUCAAUGUUCAAAUUUAGAACUGGUUCAUGUGUUGUGAAGCACAAUUCUGUUUCAAUGUUGAAUUUUUCGACAGUACAAAAAUAUUCUGAAUAUCCAUUUAUGCUAAUCUUAAUCUCAGUUAUAAAAUUUGAAGUUUAUUA